UUUUAGGAAGGAAGACCUAAACAAGGAACGCCAGACUUCGUCUGAGCACCAGAAACUUAAAUAAACAUGGUUGUUGGCAGCCCGGACGAUGCUUCUGCCAACAUCCCUGACAUACAGGCUGUCGGGGAUCAAGAACAGCCGGAGACACCUGAAGAGCCCCUGAGGAUCAUGCUUCUUGGAAAGAGUGGCGUAGGCAAGAGCUCGAGUGGGAACACCAUCCUCGGAAAGAAAGUGUUUAAAUCAGACAUGAAGGUGGUGAGAGUCACCACACAGUGUGAGAAGGUGAUGGGGAUAGUUCAUGAUGUGCCUGUCUGUUUGACUAAGAAAGUUAAGGAUGUGCCUGUCGCUGUGAUCGACACACCCGGCUUCUUUGAGACAGACAGCAACAUGGAGGUCAAUGUGGGAAAGAUUCUGCAGUGCUACAAACUCCUGGAACCAGGACCUCACGUCUUCGUGCUUGUAGUCCCUGUAGGACGGAUGACUCAGGAAGAUCGAAAUACCAACGCACUGAUCGAAGCGAAGUUUGGUCCAAGAGUGUGGGACUACACCAUCGUGUUGUUCACUCAUGGGGAUCGUUUGGAAGAUCAAACAAUAAAUGAUAUGAUCACAGAGAGCGAUGCCAACCUUCGCAACUUCAUACGCAAGUGUAGCGGCGGCUUCCAUGUCUUCAACAACAAGACCCAGGAGGACCCGGAGCAGGUGACCAGUUUCAUAGCAAAGAUCCAAACACUGGUGGCCCUGAACGGAAAGAAAGUUUACGACAAAACCAUGUAUCCCAAAGAGGAGAGGCAGAUUCAGGAAAAACAGGAGAUUAUCCUAGCAGAGAGAGAAGCUGAAAUCAAACACAAGGAGGAACAGUUGAAGGAUCGUUACCAGGGGACAGAACUGGAGGCGAAGAAGGAGAAGCUGUGGAGGAUGGAAGAGAGGGAAUCAAGGCUGGCUGCAGAGAGGGAGAUCAGGAAUUCCCUGCUUUGGAAGGCUGCGAUAACCAUCAUAGUGUUGAUGAUACUAACUCCGUUUGCUCCGAUUCUGUUGCCCGUUACGUUAAUCGGCAUUCUGUUUUUCAUUGUCUUCAUGUAUCGAUCUACUUCUUAUUCUAAGAAAAAUGAUUAGGUGUGUUUUGAAGAAAGGGAGAGAAGCGCUGUCAGUACUUAUCCAUCAAUUAUUUGAGUCUAUAACAGGUGUUCAAUCAACGUAGUGGAUUUUAAUUCCAGGGAAAUCGUCAGCUCAUCAUUAGAAAACAGUGUUUAUCAUUUUGUUUAGAUUUUUUGCUUCCUCAUCAUUAAAACUUAAUCCACUAUUAUGUAACACAACCAUAAAAAAAGAUAUUGUUUAAACUGUUUUUAUCGUCAGUUCUGUCCAAUCAUUUGGCUGUAAUCGUAAUGUGAAAAUCUGUAUUUUUUGUGUAAACUAAAAUAAAGAAUAGACAGUCUAAGAAUA
Molecule: messenger RNA, 1440 nt
Organism: Larimichthys crocea (large yellow croaker)
Lineage: Eukaryota; Metazoa; Chordata; Actinopteri; Sciaenidae
Product: GTPase IMAP family member 7-like
Exons: 2
Coding region: 67-1113 (348 amino acids)
Molecular function (GO): GTP binding
Source: RefSeq, a predicted model, not a curated record